Bradysia coprophila is the source of this 2599-nucleotide messenger RNA. It is a transcript of the gene dap, whose product is annotated as cyclin-dependent kinase inhibitor dacapo. Gene Ontology annotation, molecular function: cyclin-dependent protein serine/threonine kinase inhibitor activity. The record is from RefSeq and is a predicted model, not a curated record. Gene Ontology annotation, cellular component: nucleus. Lineage: Eukaryota; Metazoa; Arthropoda; Insecta; Diptera; Sciaridae. Gene Ontology annotation, biological process: regulation of cell cycle.
UAUUUUUCAGUUCGGAAAUACUGCUUGACUGGUGAAGACCGUUUAAGAGUUUUUUAUUUAAAAAAAAAAAUAAUUCCGUCGAUUUUGUUAGAUUUAAUCAAAUGUUGAUGUGAAUCCUUCAAAAAUAUCCGAAUAAAAAUAAAUAUCAACGUUCGCAUUGUUGAUUGGUGCAAGAUUAGAUACAAAGUUAAUUUGUAAACAUCGUUUGAUACGUUGAUUUAAGUUAAAUGUUUCAAUUUAUUUUCUGUAAAUUCGGUCAGACAUUUUGUUUUCCUAUAAGAUUCUUUCGGUGAAACUUAUUUACGAGCGUAUUUACAUUUGAUUAUUGUGGUUUGAGUGGAGUGAUAAAAGUUUUUGACUGAUAAAAAUUAAAUGCAGUGCAUUUCGUCGAAUCGCAGUGGAUUUUUUUUUAAACAUCACCAAAAAACUGGAUUGACCGCAAUAAAUAAAUCAGUUCGUCUAAAUACAGUUACAUAACCUCAAUUAUAUACUGAUUUAAAACACUUACAUACAUACUAUGUAUAUUGAACUCUGAUUAAAACGUAACAUAUUCGUUUGUGAACUAGAAAAUCAACUCAAAAAUUUUUUUAUUUUCAUAAAAAAAUAUUUAGAAACGAAAAUUUGAUGUGUGUACAUACACACAAGAAACAACAACAAUUACGCAUCACUGACGUCACAUGUUAAAUUUGUGAUUUGGUUGACAAACUUGACAUAGUUGUGAAUAUAUUUCUUUUUGGAAUUUGUAAACAUUCGAUAAUUUAAAAGAAGAAAAAAUGAGUGCCAGAGUGCUCAAUCCUUUGUUCAUGUCGGAGCUGUACAAAAAGUCACCGAAAGUUCGGUGUCAUAUGCCAAGUACAAAUCAAUUGGCUAAAGUUAAACGAGAUUUAUUCGGUCCAGUAGAUAGAGAAGCUUGCAAAAGGUUUGCUGAAAAUGAACUUGCAAAUCUUCAACUAGCCGCCAACGAACGAUGGGGUUUCGAUUUUGCUCAAUGCGUUCCGAUACCCGACAACAAAAAAUACAUUUGGGAACGGGUACCGCCAACCAACCCGGAAAUGUACACCAUCAUUCGAGCGGCUCAUUUGCGUGAAACAUCCACAGCGCCAAAUUACAACGAUCUACUGUUGGACGAACGGGCAAAUCGUGCAAAUAUGGAAAGAAUGGACCUGUGUGGCGAUGAAGUUAAUUCAUCGGACGAAUCGUUAUGCAAUUCACCAACAUCGACCGUGCCAGUGCUGAUAGUUUCGCCCGGUAAACGUGGGAAACAACGACAGCCCAAAAUAACAGACUAUCUAAAAGAGCGUAAACGGUUGGCUCCGACACCGAAGAAACUAUCCCCAACCACCAAACGUUCCCGUAGUGCAACGACCACUUCGUCACCCCUGUUCAAACAACGGCCCACUACUUCAAAUUGAACAAUUAUUUGUUUUAUGUUUCGAACGUAAUAAAUCCAAUAUAUAACUCUCGAUGCUUGUACACCGAGACCACCUUGAAAAAAACAAAACAAUUAAGUAUAAGAGAAAUUUAAAUAAAAUUAUAUUUUUCCUUAUUUAUAAGAGAGAUCUAUAUAUUUUCAUUGAAUUUAAGGCUUUUUUUAAAAAAAAUGAUUUUGCUCUUUAAUUAAAUUAAAUUAAUUUACUGUCAACGGCCAUAAAUUAUAAUUUUUUUUAUCGUUUGUUUGUUUUAAUAUUUACUGAAAUAAACAACCAUGUAAUCCGUUCGACCAGCUGAAUUAACACAAAACAAAACAAUAAUAACAAAACCGUACUAAAAUUUUUAUAAUUUAAUCACAAAAAAAAACGUCGGCUUGUAAAUAUUAUUGAACAUAAACAAUAAACAAAAUUACGGUUAACAUUAAAAUCAACUAAUUAAUCAACUGACCAGACGGAAAUUUUCUUCGAUAAAGUUUUUGGUAUACAUUUCAUAAUGCAGUUCUGCAACAACAAAAAAAAAGACAAGGAAAAGUGUUGUCAACGUUUAUAAUCCAUUUUCUCAGCUAUUUUCUUUGCUUGUUCAUUUUAUUGUUCCAUUAAAUUUGUCUUAUUUUAAUAAAAGGCAAACUGAAGAAUACGCAGAACAAAAAGUGACGAUGAACUCGUGCGCCCAGUGACUUUAAUUUUUGAUUAGUCAUCAUUGAAGAAGUGUGCGAAAUAUGAGUAGCUAAAACAGACGAAAGAUAUUUAUUUUUGAAUGUGUAAAUCAAAAAUAAAUAAAUUGGAUAUGUUUGGAUAGCGAAAUCAGUUUCAUAGUUUCACAUCCGAAUAAGACCAAUUUAAAUGAAAUGAAAUAAACAAAAAAAGAACUCUACCAUUGUCAACCAAUAGACUAGAAAUUUUCCAUUUGUUCUGUGAUUUAUUUUUGUGUGAUAAAUUUAACAUUAAUUACGAUAUGAUGAGAAAUGAUUAAUUUAAAAGAAUAGUAUGGAAGAAGAAGAAGAAGUUAAAUAUCUUUCAAUUAUAUUUUUUAAUGUCUAAGAAUUACCAACAAAUGAUUUGUUUGAUCUCUUAAAUGCAUAGUAAAUUUUCAUUUUUAUUUUAUUCUUAAUUUUAUAUUUUGUAGAAUUUAUCGAUUUCUAUUCAUUUAAAGCAAUAGAAAUCGUUAA